This is a messenger RNA of Penicillium concentricum, 435 nucleotides long. RefSeq lists its product as uncharacterized. Lineage: Eukaryota; Fungi; Ascomycota; Eurotiomycetes; Eurotiales; Aspergillaceae. The record is from RefSeq and is a predicted model, not a curated record. Bases 1 to 435 code for a protein of 144 amino acids. The transcript has 2 exons.
AUGUUCGGCAGCAACCCACCGCCGCGUGAGUUUGCGGUAAAAGCGUUUGAUACCGUCGACCGGUCGAUCUAUCUCCAAUUAGUACAUAUUCUCCUCUCAGGUUUCGAUACAGGGUCGUUGGAUGGCCGUGAUAUCCUGCAAGAUCCGCGAUUUACACAUCCAAAACGAGAUGUAGGAAGCGAUAGAGUUGCUCGUGCGGAUGAUGUAUUUUUCACACCACUUCUGUCUGGCAAAAAAUUCAUUUCCUCUUUCUUCAUGAACGCAGAUCCCGACCCGAACUCGGCCCUACCCGCCCCUACCCGUCCCUCCCACGACUGGAAUCCAGGAAACUCUUUCUUGCCUAGCACUGGUAAACUCCAGAAUGCAUCAAAACGUUUCCAGCCUACUACUUUGUUCAUCUUCACCGAUCUCUCCAUCGGCUCUGCAGGGAUGUAG